Molecule: messenger RNA, 1318 nt
Organism: Neopsephotus bourkii (Bourke's parrot)
Lineage: Eukaryota; Metazoa; Chordata; Aves; Psittaciformes; Psittacidae
Gene: CNIH1
Product: cornichon family AMPA receptor auxiliary protein 1
Exons: 6
Coding region: 103-585 (160 amino acids)
Biological process (GO): vesicle-mediated transport
Source: RefSeq, a predicted model, not a curated record
UCCCGUGGGGCGUGGCUGGCGGCCCCUCCCGGCGGUGAAUGCCCGCUCCCGGCUCUCCCUGCGCUGCUCGCAGCCCGCCGCGGUUCGCCCGGCCCCGCCGCCAUGGCCUUUACGUUCGCCGCCUUCUGCUACAUGCUGGCGCUGCUGCUCACCGCCGCGCUCAUCUUCUUCGCCAUCUGGCAUAUUAUAGCGUUUGAUGAACUGAAGACUGAUUACAAGAAUCCCAUAGACCAAUGUAAUACACUCAAUCCUACAGUUGAAAAGGUCAAAAAGAUUAAAAGAGUCAAAAUUGCAUUAAAGCUUGUACUUCCAGAGUACCUCAUCCAUGCAUUCUUCUGUGUUAUGUUUCUCUGUGCAGCAGAGUGGCUUACGCUGGGUCUCAAUAUGCCUUUGCUGGCUUAUCAUAUUUGGAGAUACAUGAGUAGACCCGUGAUGAGUGGCCCUGGUCUGUAUGAUCCUACAACAAUCAUGAAUGCAGAUAUAUUAGCCUAUUGCCAGAAAGAAGGAUGGUGCAAAUUAGCAUUCUACCUUCUAUCAUUUUUUUACUACCUGUAUGGCAUGAUUUAUGUUCUGGUGAGCUCUUAAGAAGGCAUUCAGCAAGCUUCCUUCCAGUUAAGUGCAUGCAAAAGCCACAAAACAUGGAUUCUUUACAACAAGAACCUCUUACCAAGGUUAAAUAUGAAAUCUGAUGAUCGCAUUUGCGUUAGAAAACAAUGACCCCUCUUUUUAAAACAUUUCCACAUUUUAUACUUGUGGAAAGACUGUUUUCUUAUUUUACUGGGACACUGAAAUGAAUGAAUUGUAUGUAAAUUAAUACAAAGGUUACUGGGUUUGAAAAGUUUUGACUUUGCACUCCACAAGGAACAGCCCUAAUCUCCACAUAGGUAUCGGUUACUGACUAGCCUUAGCACACUAGGGGUCUCUUUUAGGCUGGGCUUUGUAGUAGCUCAUCUGGACUUGUGUAUCCCACUCUAACUGUAAAUCAGCUGUAGGUGCUGAGGGCUUGGGAAGGACUGGAAUUGCUGUCUGUGCUUUACCUGUAGGCGAUGUCAGUUUUAGGAGAUGAAUUCAUGGACACAAUUGCAAAAGUAAGAGUUCUAUUUUGGUUCAUUUUGGGUUUUGUUUUCUAUCUGGUUAAUUUUCCCUGUAUAUGCAUGAUUCAGAGAGUUCUGUAUUUUCUCCAAACGUUAACCUUGCUUUAAUCUCGACUGUCUGUCACUGUGAUAGAAGUUGAAUUGUCCACAAAGGAAUGAAUUUAAAUGACGGUUGUUUUUGUUAAUGUGUGUGCUGUCUUAUUAACAAAUGGACAAAUCUGCAA